Molecule: messenger RNA, 1685 nt
Organism: Panicum virgatum (switchgrass)
Lineage: Eukaryota; Viridiplantae; Streptophyta; Magnoliopsida; Poales; Poaceae
Product: protein EI24 homolog
Exons: 9
Coding region: 192-1286 (364 amino acids)
Biological process (GO): macroautophagy
Cellular component (GO): endoplasmic reticulum
Source: RefSeq, a predicted model, not a curated record
UGGUUCGCGAUUGAGUUCGAAUCUCGACUAGAUUAUGUGUCUGUUGUAGCUUUGGAGUGUGGUAAGACCUAAAGUUAUUAGAACUUGUGAGUAGAUUGUACAGUUUUGUGCUAAGUGUUGUUCUGUACAAGUUGUAGUUGUCCUUUGUGCUGAGACUACUAGGAUAGCAUAGCAAACACCAUCAGAAUGUUAUGUGGUUGGAAUGUUGUUAUGCAUUUGCCUCUGCCAGUUUGCCCGACGAACUAGUGAACAGGGUGGAGUUUGAUGGGCUGUUUGGAGUUAUGCAGGGAAUAGUGGACAUUGACUUCUCCCAGUUCUCUGUCACUUCAAUUCUAUUACUAUGUGUUAAACAUAGGGAAAAUAUAUUAUUUAUAAUCAUGUCAGUUGUUACUUCUCAGCACUUGUUUCGUGAUAUUGUUUUCAAUGUCCCUGCCUAUCCUAUUUUUGUGUUGUUUCUCUUGAAUAAACUUCUAAACAAUUCUGUGCUUCAUAGCUUGCUAACCCUGAAAUCGGUGGUCAUUCCGACUCUAUUGUGGAUUCUACCUGAGCAAUGCAAUCAAAUGGGUGGACAGCAUCUUUGUGAUCACAAGGCAGCUAUAGCUAUUUAUUCAUUCUUACGCUCGGGCCUUGUUGAGAUUUUUUAUGUAUUUUGGUUUUAUCCACUUUACGUCUUCAGCUUCAUAUUAAGUACGCUUUGGUAUAAUGACAUUGCCAAGCAUGCUUUGGAUGUUGUGAAAAGGAAGAGCCUGGAUUCAACUCGAGCGUUGAAUGCUCACAACAUAACUGAACCAGAAGACCAACCUGAAGGAUUUGACAGGGUUGCACUUGGUAUAGGGGAACAGGUCUAUUCAAUCCUCCUUUUGACCAUUUUCUUUGUUGAGGUUUCAGUGAUUGGUUAUGUACCUUACUUUGGCAAGGCAAUGAACUUCCUGCUGCUGUCAUUGAUGUAUGCCUACUAUUGCUUCGAGUACAAGUGGAACUUCUUUGCAGUGAGUCUGAAUAAAAGGCUUGAGUUCUUUGAAUCAAAUUGGGCCUUCUUUGCUGGAUUUGGGGCUCCAUGUGUUCUACCAAUUUUCUUCUUCUCUCCUCUUACAAGUUAUGGACUUAUGGCCAUACUUUACCCGUUGUUUGUCUUGACUGCUGCAGGCACUCAAGCUGAGCAAGUAAUUGAUGAACUGAGAACUGCACAUGAAGGGAAACUACAAAGAAUACCUGUGUUCUUUGUUGCAAAGCGACUAACGACACAGGCACUGCAGCUGUUUCCAGUGGUGCAGAAAGAAGAAUGAAAGAUCCACAAUAAUACUCAAGGAAAGAUGCCACUGGGUUGUGCUUAUCACAACGCUGCUGUUUCAAAGAAGAUGCUGCAUUGUGCUUGUCACAAAGCUGCUUGUUGAUAAGCUGCCCGACUCUCCAUAAUGCGGAAUGGGCUGUAUAUAUUUUCGCACACUGUAAAUACCCUGUAACACUGCUGCUGUAACAUACAUACAUUUCUGCUAAAUGGAAGCUUUGAGGGGGGGGGGGGGGGGGGGGGGAGGGAGGUACCGCGUUGUCUACAUGGUACCCACCCAUAUUUAUGUACUCUAUUUAUGUGCAUACGAAUUGCAUCUUCUCUCUCCAUCCAUUUACUGGUGUCAGUUGUAGAUUUGGUACCAGAGUUUCAUACAUUUGCUCUCAUUUUACACCAA